This is a messenger RNA of Neodiprion fabricii, 1401 nucleotides long. Its product is annotated as paramyosin, short form-like. The transcript is spliced from 2 exons. The record is from RefSeq and is a predicted model, not a curated record. The coding region runs from base 226 to 1020 and encodes 264 amino acids. Lineage: Eukaryota; Metazoa; Arthropoda; Insecta; Hymenoptera; Diprionidae.
UGUCAGUCUGGCACCUUUUAACUUCAGUAGGGAUGCUAGGCAGGAAAAGAUCGCACCCCUGAAGCGUUUGUCACAAAUAACAGAUGGUGAAAUAAUUCAGUAAUACCUGAGGAUAACGUUGCACAAAAAAUCACAAGGAUUGAAGUUGAAAAAUAGAACAGAAAAGACACUAUAAAGAGGUGGGUGAAGAAACGGUGACAGCUGACGCUACGAGGAAACUUCAGAAUGGCGUCGCAUGUGCCGCUCUCCCAUAUGCCGUUAGAACCGAAAUGGCGGCAUAGGCCAACAUUCGUUUACAACAAGAACUAUGCAUACGGGAUCAACUACUACCAACCAAUGAUCGAUUACAUCGAUGAGCGAGAAAAUCGAGCCAGAGCCAAGUCCGAGUAUCCCCACCUCCCGUGGUCGGACAGUCGCGCGCUCUGGGAGGACAAAAAGGUGCAGACUUACACGCCGAGAGAUCUACAACGAUUGGCGGUUGACGCGGAGGUGCAGGCAAAAGAUCAUCUAAGUACAUUUAAGGUUGCCAAGCGUUCGGACUUCAGCCUUUCAAAAACAAUUCACGCGAGUCACGUAACGAAAGAAAUUUUUCCGAGGAAACGUGUCAUCUGCAGACCCGUUCAAGUGCGUCCAAGAAGCGAGUCCCGAGAAAUAGAGCGAAAAAUCAUGAGCGAUUUGGAACUUGGAUCUCUGCAGGACGUUCAGACUAUGAGAGAGGUGAAGGAUGCUCUGGAGCAUGGCAGGCGUUUACGCGGAAAAUCUGCCAAGGCUAUAGAGUUUCAUUUGAAAGCUGACGCUCUGCAGAAUCUUUCGCAAAGCCAGGAAUUGGCAGAUAUAAGGAAAUUUCAAAGAAAUGCUGUACACGUCCUUAUGGAUGACAGGAUGCACUCACAAUUUAUGAGCAACAGAGCGCGGAUGGCCAGGGACGAUCCGAAGUUCCUGGAGCCUCUCGACAACCUCAGCCAUGAACUGAAGGAAUUCGAGCAGAAGUCGAGCGGCUAUUUCUUAGACAAGAGGUAGACAGACUUUGGCACGGGAUCUAUGUGAUCGCUAGGCAUAUAGAAACUAGUCCCCAGACGAAAAUAACACAAAUCUGGUUUUGUAAAAUAAUCCAAUCGCAAGUACCCAUGAAACGGAGUUCAAAACCAAAAUACAAAUCUCUACGAUGUAGUCCCCAAUCCUUCUCACUACAACGUUUCUAUCUCUCUUUGUGAAUAAUUGUGUUGAUUGUCUGACAAUGGACCGAUUCUCUAUCCAGAAAUAACUUCUGGAGUUGCAGGCUUAUUGUUAAACAAACUUGUUAUUUUCCAACAGCAAACAGACCAGCAUUGAGAUCGAACAGCUAAACGCCCGCGUCGUCGAAGCCGAGACCAAGUUGAAGUCCGAAGUAGCUCGCGUCAA